CACGAGAUAAAUGGCACUUCGAAUGGUUGUAGGCUGUUUUAUUUUCUGCGCUGCUUGCUACGCGGUGUAUCGAUGGCUGCCCGGAAUGCGAGAGCGCAUUGAUCUUCCGGUCAAAAUAGGAACCCUGCGUAGAGCAGCGACCGUGGCCUCGGCUUACAAGGACAAGACGGACACCGGUCCCGAGGGCACUGGCGUCAGUGGAAGCUGCCCAGCAACGCACAGCGACGGAGCAUGCCUAGGAGACCACGGUGAAGACUCCCUGGAACACAGCGAUAGCAUCGCCCAGCGCCUUUGGUUGAGGGUGCAAACACUUUUGUCCGAGCACAUGAUGGACACACUGGUACCCCCUGACGUGCAAGCACUGCUUCAAGAAGCCUGGGACGCUAUGAAAAAUAAGCAUUGGUUGCAGGGCUUCACCAACCAGACGGUUUCCAUGCUUUUCACGGCCAUAUUCUGCAUCAUCAUGGCAAUGAGGUGCUGUAACAGCACUCACAAGAAAAAUACGAGUGAGGUAGAGCCAUCGCCAGCGCCUCCGGUUGACGCCGUAGCCGUCGAUUGGAAGUCCGUGUUCAGCAUAUCGGAGAUGGCUCGUCUAGACACUGGCAGUAAUCGGCACGAAGGCGGUUACAUCUACUCGAAAGGAACAGGAGUGAAUGAGCUAUGCAAGAAAAAUGCUGCGGCCGCGGUGAUUCAGCGCUGGGUGCGCUAUAAGUUCAAGCCGUGGCUUCAAAGGGCCGAGUCUCACGCAAGCGCUGAAGAGCUGCCAUCGAGCAGUCGACACUGGAUCGACGAAGACCACGGCGCCACAGUGAACACGACCCUCGAAGAUUCCGUUCUUCGCCCGGAAGAGCUCGAGCCUUCUGACGAUGAUAGGAUUAGUUCCGAACAUGCGCUCCCUUAA
Molecule: messenger RNA, 901 nt
Organism: Rhipicephalus microplus (southern cattle tick)
Lineage: Eukaryota; Metazoa; Arthropoda; Arachnida; Ixodida; Ixodidae
Source: RefSeq, a predicted model, not a curated record